Messenger RNA from Tupaia belangeri chinensis (Chinese tree shrew), 1743 nucleotides. RefSeq names its product zinc finger protein 25. Lineage: Eukaryota; Metazoa; Chordata; Mammalia; Scandentia; Tupaiidae. Gene Ontology annotation, biological process: regulation of transcription by RNA polymerase II. Gene Ontology annotation, molecular function: DNA-binding transcription repressor activity, RNA polymerase II-specific; RNA polymerase II cis-regulatory region sequence-specific DNA binding. The record is from RefSeq and is a predicted model, not a curated record. The transcript has 4 exons. Gene Ontology annotation, cellular component: nucleoplasm. The coding region runs from base 1 to 1743 and encodes 580 amino acids.
AUGUCAUUUGAGGAUGUCACUGUAGACUUUACCUGGGAGGAGUGGCAGGGCCUGGAAGAUGCUCAGAGGAUUCUAUACAAGGAUGUGAUGCUGGAGACCUACAGCAACCUGGUGUUUUUGGGACACUGCAUUGCCAAACCUGCAGUGAUCUUGAAGUUGGAGCAAGAAGGAGAGCCAUGGGCAUUAGAAGAACUUCCCAACCAGAGCCUCCCAGGAGAUAAACCCUAUGAAUAUAAACAAUGUAAGAAAACCUUUUCCCAGAAUUCAGACCUCACCGUACAUCAGAGGAGUCACACAGGAGAGAAACCCUAUGAAAAGAAACGAUGUGGAAAAAUGUUCUACAUGAAGUCACACUUCACUGUGCAUCAGACAACUCACACUGGAGAGAACUCCUGUGAACGUGAGCAAUGUGGAAAAUCUUUCAGUUCCAAAUCAGUUUUGAAUAAACAUUGGAAAACUCACACAAGAGAGAAAUCCUAUGAAUGUGAGCAAUGUAGAAAAAUGUUCUCCUGGAAGUCACACCUGACUAUGCAUAGGAGAACUCACACAGGAGAGAAACCCUAUGAAUGUGAGCAAUGUAGGAAAACAUUCUCCUGUAAGUCACAAUUCAUUAUGCACAGGAGAAUUCACACAGGAGAGAAACCAUAUGAAUGUGAACAAUGUAGGAAAACAUUUUCCUGGAAGUCAUACCUCACUGAGCAUUGGAGAACUCAUACAAGAGAGAAGCCCUAUGAAUGUGAACACUGUAGGAAAAUGUUCUCCCGGAAGUCACACCUCACUGAGCAUUGUAGAACUCACAAAGGAGAGAAACCCUAUGAAUGCGAACAAUGUGGAAAAGCAUUCUCCAGCAAGGGAUACUUCACUGUACAUAAGAGAAUUCACACAGGAGAGAAGCCCUAUGAAUGUGAACAUUGUAGGAAAACGUUCUCCUGUAAGUCACAACUCACUAUACAUAGGAGAACUCAAACUGGAGAGAAACCAUAUGAAUGUGAACAAUGUAGGAAAACAUUUUCCUGGAAGUCAUACCUCACUGAGCAUUGGAGAACUCAUACAAGAGAGAAGCCCUAUGAAUGUGAACACUGUAGGAAAAUGUUCUCCCGGAAGUCACACCUCACUGAGCAUUGUAGAACUCACAAAGGAGAGAAACCCUAUGAAUGCGAACAAUGUGGAAAAGCAUUCUCCAGCAAGGGAUACUUCACUGUACAUAAGAGAAUUCACACAGGAGAGAAGCCCUAUGAAUGUGAACAUUGUAGGAAAACGUUCUCCUGUAAGUCACAACUCACUAUACAUAGGAGAACUCAAACUGGAGAGAAACCAUAUGAAUGUGAACAAUGUGGGAAAACCUUAUCCAGCAAAGGAAACCUCAUUGUACAUAAGAGAACUCAUACAGCAGAGAAACCUUAUCAAUGUGAGCAAUGUAGGAAAAUGUUCUCCCGGAAGUCACACCUCACUGAGCAUUGUAGAACUCACACAGGAGAGAAACCCCAUGAAUGUGAACACUGUGGGAAAGCAUUCUCCAGCAGGGGAUACUUCACUGAACAUAAGAGAAAUCACACAGGAGAGAAACUCUAUGAAUGUGAACAAUGUAGGAAAAUGUUUUCCCAGAAGUCACACCUGACUUUUCAUCAGAUAACUCAUACAGGUGGGGAGAAGCUUCAUGAAUGUAGGGAGUAUAGAAAAUCUUUCAUUUAUAAGUCAGCACUCAAUGUACAUCAGAGAAUUCACAAAAGAAAAAUGCUGUGA